GGGACAGCUUACAGUGAAGGACACAUCCAGGGAUACAUGGAGCAGCCGUCCUUGACCUCGGAGUACGACCUGGGAGGAGAAGGGGGCCUGUUCAAUGCUCCGGAGCCCAUCAUCGAGGAACCACCUCUGCUUCGCCUUGACCCCGCGUUCUCGAUGAUGUCUGGUUCUGGCGAGAACGACGCCAUCAAUGUGGGUUUGAUUGAGGUGCUGUACGAGUGCCAGAAGGAGCUCAUGGAGAAGUCGCUGAUCGAGGAGACGAUAUCCGAGCUGCCGGACGUCGAGAUCUCUAAGCUGCAUCAGGUCGAGGUCCCUGCCGGAGAGCUGCACAAGAGCAUCAGCUCCGGGUGCCCCAACUCGACGGACUGGAUGAACGGGACAUCGUCGGUGAGGGUCAGGCCCAACUUCCUGGAUUUCCAAGGGCUCGACUUGGAGGCGGCGUUCGGACACAUCCAGAAUCUUGGUGCCAAUACCCCUCGGCCUGGGAACUACGGAAAUGUUCACACGUGUUGUGAGAGGCUUGGGGCCAUCAGGGACCUGAACACUGAGGAAAGGAGGCAGAAGCUCACCAGGUACAGGAAGAAGAAGAUCAAGAGAAACUUUAGCAGAAAGAUCAAGUAUGCUUGCAGGAAGGUUCUAGCAGACAGCCUGCCAAGAGUGCGAGGGAGAUUCGCCAAGAUGGUCGACGGCGACAUCCUCAAGCCGAGGAGGAAGUAGAUCAUGGAAGGCUGCUGCAAAGCUUGCAAGGAAGGCUGCAAGGAAGUAAACUACUACUAAGCUGCCAGUAAGAUUGACGGCUUCUAGAAGCUUCUAGGUGAGGUGCGCCACCUUCUUGGAUGGCUGCCGCGCUGCCUGUCGGCAUUAGUUUUAGUUCGCUCCAUUGAUAUGCUCCUUCGGGUGCCAUCAAUUUCUAUUUCCCAUCUGUGUAAUAAUAAUAUGAUCCUUUUACUGCAAGAGAGUGAAGAGCUCCUCUAGCUAGGCUCCUCUGUGUACAAAGUCUUUAUGGUGGUAAUAAUAAAACUCGGCUCCUCUCUUGCCAGUCA
Molecule: messenger RNA, 1040 nt
Organism: Lolium perenne
Lineage: Eukaryota; Viridiplantae; Streptophyta; Magnoliopsida; Poales; Poaceae
Biological process (GO): regulation of flower development
Cellular component (GO): nucleus
Molecular function (GO): DNA-binding transcription factor activity; protein binding
Source: RefSeq, a predicted model, not a curated record